UUUCACCUGUUGCACUCAUCUUCUCUUCCAUAAUUUUCCCAAUUCACCCAAAUCCCUAACUUUCCCAACCUCAAAUUUCCUCAAACUCUGCAAAAAAAAAUUCUCCCAAAUCAGAAUCCACUGACGGAUCUCUCCGAUCGCCACCACGAGAAAUUUCGAGAUACUUGUGCUACGAAUGACAUGGAGAAGGAGGCGCGCGAAGAGUUGAAUCCACUCCUUCAAACUAUAGAGAUCCCCCCGACAUCUGACCCAAAUCAGAAGCCUGAUUCAACGCCGCCUUCCGAUCCCAAUCAGAAGCCUGUGAAAAAGCCGACUCGGCAAUGGGCCGCAUGGACGCGAGAAGAGGAGGAGAAUUUCUUCAAUGCGCUGCGGCAAGUAGGAAAAAACUUUGAGAAGAUUACACACCGUGUCCAGAGUAAAAACAAAGAUCAGGUCAGACAUUACUACUAUCGUCUUGUUCGACGGAUGAAGAAGCUAUUGGGUCCUGGGUUCUCACUUGAUGCAAAAAACUCCAAGGAUACCAUUGCUGCUAUGCUCCGCUGGUGGUCUCUGCUUGAAAAAUUUAGCUGCAGCGCAUCAAAGCUGCAUCUGAAGCCUCGGAGAUUCAAAACAUUUGUAGAAGCGUUGGGGAAUCAAUUGCUAAAGGACAGAAACAAGUCCAGAAGAAAGUGUCUGAGAGUGGAUAUGUGCCUAUCUUCUCCAUCUUCAGUUGUUAGCAAGACUCCCGGCAAUGAGCCUUUCCCCGUAAAAUUCUUGUCGGUGGAUACUCAAAAUGGUAGCAAAGUAGCAUCUCCUAAGGGGGCAUUUUUCAAGCGGAUCGCAGAAACAAAUUCUAACAAGUCAGGAGCAACUAAAGGGGACCUCUCUGCCACAAGAACUGUGAAACAAAAAAGGAGGGCAGGUGGCGUUGUUGCAUCUUCUGCAUAUAAAAAAUGGGAGAGAGCGGCCAUGGCUGGUGUUUCUUUAGUUGCUGAUGCAGCUGAAGAGCUCGAGCGCAACACAAUUAACCCGAGCUUGUUAUGUAAUGUUGAUGCAAGAACGUUGACUUCAUCAGCAAAAAACCUUUCUACAGCUGAUGGCAUUAGCACAAAUCAUAUGAAGGAAGUAGAUCCACAAGCACCCGCGAAGCUUAAGCUGCAGUUAUUUCCAAUAAAUGAAGCUACACGGAAGGCUUUGGAGAAGGAUGAACAUAAUCCAUAUCUGGAGCUCACAUUAAGCUCUAGGAAGAAAAUAUCAUCUGUGCUAGAACAUCUGAACCGCAAAUGGGGUAACUCAAAUAUCACAUCUGGAGAGCUUAUUCUUUUUCCUUAUUGUGCUCAUCAAGAGGAAUUAGCUACAUAUCAGCGGUGGACAACAAGAGAUACUGUUGCAGUAGCUGAUGUGUUUCUUUCUGUGAAUAGCCCUUCUCUUUUCCGAUUAAGGUAUGGUUGGUUUUCCCUUGUUGAGCUUGAAGCAGGAGUAAGUGAAAUAUCUUUGACCCAUUUUGAGAAUUGCAUGAUGCCGGAAGACAUCCAAGUCAAAUCGCCCUCAGGAAAUAAGGCUUGUGUGCAAAAGGAUGGUACUUUGCUCAGUAACUGUAUUCAUGGGAAAUAUCCUUGUAGUUCAAAGUACCAGUCAACAUUAUUGCAUAUUACACCAUCUAGUACAGGCAAGAACGCUGAGGUUCCAGAGCAGCCCACUAAUGCGUCCCCCUCACAGUUCGGCAGGCAGAAGCAAGUUCAGGUGUCUGUAACUCAAGCUUUUGAGGAUGAUCACGGAAUGAAUCGUGCUGCAAUAUCCGAAGGAGAGUGGGCAGAUACCCUUACUGAUAUGAGUGUUGGAUACUUACUGACCGAAGCAUCCAAGGGUGCUAAUUUGGAUUGUAUAGGGACUUCUAGUGUCAAAAAUGCUUUGUUUCUUGAGAAUCCCUGCAGCUAUGACUCGUUUGAUGCUGCUGUUGCCUUUCAUGCUUCUCGUUAUCAAGCAUCAGAGCAGCCAGCCCAUACUUCCCAUUCAACCAUCUGGGGAGCAGAAGAUACAUGUGACGAGUUCAGUUUUAAUUUGUCAGGAGCCAGGAAGCAAGAAGGCUCGAACACUCCCUCUAGCAGCUCUCCUGAUAGUGACAAUGAAGUUCAUCCUUCAAAUUCGGAAGGGUUUCAAGGUUUUCUUCAGGAUUUGGCUGCAGCAGAGGCUGCUGAUAAUCCUUAUAACGACGAUGCCAAAGAUGAAGAAGAGCUUUGUGCCGAAUCACCUCCCCGAAAUGACGGCACUAAUGAGUUGAAAGAUCAGUCUCUAGCUGACAUAUAUUGGCCUGAUUCGCUUGGACCACUGGACUUGGAGAUACCGUCCGUGAGAUAUCAAGCUGAUGACUUACUCUUAGGGGACAGUCAAAAUAGUUGGAAUCGCAUGAUGGCAAAUAGCCUGGAUGCAUUUCGAAACCUGUCAUUCUUCUCGAUGGAUAAGAAUGACUCGAUUCCAUCCAUCAUGUAGAACUGGGGGCGUUAGGGUUCAUCCAUCUCUACUUGCUGCAUUGGCUAUGAAGGAACUGCCAUUGCUGCAUUUCGCUGAAGACGAGGCUUUAUAUUGUCCAAGUGAGCUGUUUGCUGCUAAUCCAACAGAUGCGGACUUGCUACAUUCGAGAGGGACGCAUGUUGUUGUAAGAUAACAUAAAGGAUGCGCUAACCUGUAUUCCAUGUAAAUUGUGGUGUUAUUGUACAAAAAGCACAUACAGGCGCUUGGCUACAAUAAAGCUUCUCUGGCCGUGUAUAA
Molecule: messenger RNA, 2748 nt
Organism: Phragmites australis (common reed)
Lineage: Eukaryota; Viridiplantae; Streptophyta; Magnoliopsida; Poales; Poaceae
Product: TSL-kinase interacting protein 1
Exons: 14
Coding region: 181-2469 (762 amino acids)
Biological process (GO): pattern specification process
Cellular component (GO): nucleus
Molecular function (GO): chromatin binding
Source: RefSeq, a predicted model, not a curated record